Messenger RNA from Neocloeon triangulifer, 1120 nucleotides. Its product is annotated as mpv17-like protein. Lineage: Eukaryota; Metazoa; Arthropoda; Insecta; Ephemeroptera; Baetidae. Gene Ontology annotation, cellular component: membrane; cytoplasm. The coding region runs from base 142 to 675 and encodes 177 amino acids. The record is from RefSeq and is a predicted model, not a curated record. The transcript has 5 exons.
AGUAGCGAGGCGAGAUCGAGAGGCUCAAAACAAAACACCAGCAGGGUCCAGUGGUUCAAGGCCGAGUUAAUCUAGGAAAUUAAGGUGGCAGGAUGCAGCUCAUGAUCCGCGGGUGCAUUCGGCACUGAAAGCGAGCCGACCAUGGCUUUGGCUCUCAUAAAGAGGGUCUUCAAAAAGUACCCCUUGGUGGCAAACUGUGGGGUAUAUGGCACCCUGUACGUCGGAGCCGAACUGUCGCAGCAGACCAUCAACAAGAAGUUCCUUGCCCCUAUUCCAGAACCCUAUGACCAAGGUACCCUGGCGAGAUAUGGAGUUGUUGGCACCUUUAUUUAUCCCACUAUUCUCUUCAACUGGUACAAGUGGUUGGACGCCCGGUUUGUGGGUACCGCCGCGCCUAUCAUUGUGAAAAAACUCCUCUUGGACCAAUUUUUACUGACGCCACCACUUCUUGUUAUCUUUUAUGCAAGCAUGAGUAUUAUGGAGCGCAAAGGUGAUAUACUUGAAGAGUGCAGAAACAAAAUUAUUCCCACCUUCAAGACAAGUUGUAUGUUCUGGCUUCCAGCACAAAGCAUCAACUUCAUGUUGGUCCCACCCGCAGCUAGAGUGGUGUAUGUUGGCUCGUGUGCUUUCAUCUGGGUCAACAUCUUGUGCUGGUUCAAGCGACAAAAUUAUUAAACCCUGAAUGCCCAAAGCAAGAGCUUUAAUGUUAUAAAAAAUUAUUUGAUUGCUUAUUUCUUUGCAAAAUUCUCACUAAGCAGUAUUAUCGCAAAUGAGUCAUGCGCUCACUAAAUGCUUUUAGACGUUUAAACGCAAGUCACCUGCUAAAAAAGCUUAUUAAUGCGAAACGUCUUCAAUUAUUCAUUUUCAGUAAUUUUAAGUUAUUUUUAUGUUUAUCCCAUUUUUUAACUGUAGAAAAGAUUAUACCAAUUUUAUUUACGGAAAAUUUAUAUCUUCAUUAUUUUAUUUGUUAUUUUUUUUUUUAUCAAUUUAAACACGAUUUUUCUACGAUUAUAAGUCAUAAAUGAACACAGAAUAAAAAUUAUAUGUAAAUGUUGCAAAUAUUGUGAAUUUUUGGGGAUGCUUUACAAUAAAAAUGUACGCAAUGAAAAGAUAAUAACGA